This is a messenger RNA of Engraulis encrasicolus (European anchovy), 1591 nucleotides long. Its product is annotated as E3 ubiquitin-protein ligase TRIM35-like. The record is from RefSeq and is a predicted model, not a curated record. Gene Ontology annotation, molecular function: ubiquitin protein ligase activity; zinc ion binding; protein binding. The coding region runs from base 1 to 1149 and encodes 382 amino acids. NCBI's taxonomy places the organism in Eukaryota, Metazoa, Chordata, Actinopteri, Clupeiformes, Engraulidae. The transcript is spliced from 6 exons. Gene Ontology annotation, biological process: protein ubiquitination. Gene Ontology annotation, cellular component: cytoplasm.
AUGGAGAAACUACUCUGCAUUCUUCAUCAGUCAGAACUGAAGCAGUACUGUGAGCAAGACGAACAGCUAGCGUGUUCAGUGUGUCAAACCUCAAAACUCCAUGAAAACCACUACUUCAGUCCCGUUGAUGAGGCAGCACAGGAUCGUAAGGAGUCCACUCUGAGGCCCUUACAGGACAAACUGACGAGAUUUACAGACGUGAAACUCGCCUGUGAUAAAACUGCACAAUACAUAAAGGUCCAGACCCAACAGACAGAGAAGCAGAUCAAGCAGGAGUUUGAGAAGCUGCACCAGUUUCUACAGGAUGAAGAGGCAGCCAGGAUAGCUGCGCUGAGGGAGGAAGAGGAGCAGAGGAGUCAGAUGAUGAAGGAGAAGAUUGAGGAGAUGAGCAGAGACAUCUCAUCUCUUUCAGACACAAUCAGAGCCAUAGAGGAGGAGAUGAAAACUGAUGAUGUGACAUUCCUACAGAACUAUAAGGACAUAGAUGAAAAAGCCCAGUGCACUCUGCAGGAUCCCGAGAGGCCUUCAGGAGCUCUGGUCAAUGUGGCAAAGCACCUGGGCAACCUGCAGUUCAGAGUCUGGGAGAAGAUGAAGGACUUGGUUCAAUAUUCUCCUGUGAUUCUGGACCCCAACACCGCAAACCCAGAACUCAUCCUGUCUGAGGACCUGACCAGUGCAGAAUACAGCAGACAGAAACAGCAGCAGCUUCCUGACAACCCAGAGAGGUUUGGGCUUUGGGGCAGUGUGCUGGGCUCUGAGGCCUUCAACGCGGGGUCACACUGCUGCUGGGAUGUGGAGGUCGACGUCAGCCACAGUGGCACCUGGUCUCUGGGGUUGAAGACGGAGAGUAGCACCAGGAGCGGAUGGUCUGGACACAGGGCAGGAUUCUGGCACAUUUAUAAUCGUUACGAUGAAUAUCAAGCACACUCUCCAGACACGUCAGACUUGGUCCUCAAGGUGGAGCGGAAGCCCCGGAGGAUCAGAGUGCAGCUGGACUGGGACAGAGGAGAGCUGACAUUCACUAACCCUGAUAAUGACACACGCCUACACACUUUUACCUCCAAUUUCACCGAGAGGAUGUUUCCAUGUUUCGGUGCUUAUGACUGUUCUCUGAGGAUUGUGCCGGUGCAGCCUGCAGUAAUGGUGUAGCGCAGUGGUUCUCAACCUUUUUUGAACAAAUGCCCCCUUGACCUCAUCAUAAGCCUCCUAACGCCCCCUUAGUAUUGAAAAAUACAAAAGACUAAUGCCCACCAAUGGGAACUAAGCCCCGCCCCCACUCAGCUGUAUCCUUCUCAACGCCUGCUUCCUAGCGCCCCCGUUGAGAAACACUAGUGUAGCGCUUCAUACAUCAGACACAGUGCAGAUCCGGCAGCAGGAACAGACUGACCAUUCAAUGGAACACUGCGAAUUGAUAAUACUGAUAAUGAAUUGAUUAUACUGACAUGCUGUCAUGUUGUUUGGUGUAAUUCAUGUAAUAUCUAUAGGGAGGGUGGGGGAUAUGAGAACAGCAUUUAAUGUCAUACUCACACAUAUCUAUAUGCAUGCUGGGGAUAUGAAAACAUCAUUUAAUGUCAUACUCACACAUAUCUAU